Biomphalaria glabrata is the source of this 5183-nucleotide messenger RNA. Its product is annotated as transmembrane protease serine 11A-like. The transcript has 7 exons. Gene Ontology annotation, biological process: proteolysis. The record is from RefSeq and is a predicted model, not a curated record. Lineage: Eukaryota; Metazoa; Mollusca; Gastropoda; Planorbidae. Bases 1170 to 2771 code for a protein of 533 amino acids. Gene Ontology annotation, molecular function: serine-type endopeptidase activity.
AGUAGGGUUAUAAUUUAUUUACAUCUUUAAACUAGCUUAUUGUACCUAUCAUAAUUAUUUGAAAACGUACAUGGCCUAAUUAGCGUUUAAAAAACAAAAUACAACUUCUGUUACGCUUAGAAGUUAUGGAAGUUAAAAGGAACUAAUUGGAUCUAGAUCAAAGUAACAACUUGAGCCAAAAAUACAGAACUAUAAAUCGAUCUAGAUCUAAAUAUAAGCAAUUAUGACUAGAAUUUGAACUCGAUCUCGCUAGAACUAGACAGUACUUGAACUAGAUAUAACUGCGCCUAGUCCUUUGUCUAUAAUUAGAUCUAGAUUGAACUACUUCAUAGACGACCUUGAACUAGAAGACAAUAAACCAGACAUAAACAGGAGCACUAUAAAUUUAACAAGUUGUGCCCAAGUUUUAAUAAACAAGUCUUUAUAAAGUUAGAAGUUUUCACAAACUUGCUGAUGUAAACAUAACAACAGUAAAGUAAACAUUAUUGCAACUUCUCGUCUGGCAGGUAUGUGUACAUUCAAAGGAUGCUUGAAUUGUAUCUUAUGCUUAAAUGUUGAAAGAAAAAUCACACACUUUAUUUAUGCUAGGGUUGACGGGUAGGACAUGGUGGCAGAAAUUAGAAUGUGGCAAGCGUAAUAAAUUAAAAACUUGGAAGAAGAUAAUAUUAAUGUGUCGUUUACACGAAACAAAACAAAGAGUUAACAGACUUGGACAAUUUAUUGCAGGACCCGGUGCUUAUUUCACUACGAUACAACUCCAGCCAUAACCACAGUAGCCCCACCCCCUUUUUCCCCCCACUCCUAGCAGUUCAUUCAGAAACAGAAAAAAAAAAAAGAGUGGGAAAAUUUUUUCCCCAUCUCACGCGCACACCUCUUCACAGCGCCUUCCCCCUUUUCUUCCUUGAUUACUUUUUUUUUCUUUCUCUUUUUUUUUUCCUUCCGUCCUUCCUUCGGUUGUAGCGGGAUCAGAAGGAAAGCCGGGUUAGUCGAGAAAUGGAGCAAACGAGAGGUUCUAGCUCCUGAAACUUGUGAGACUAACAGACGAGAUCUAAGAUCACAGAUCUGCUACUUCUGUGUUGGAGUCUGUUUGUGUGUGUGUGGUGCCAAAGUGUUUCUAAUUUAAUGUGGAAACUUGGUUUUCAAUUUGUUUGAAUUCGUGUCGGAGGACAAUGUUGCUGCUAUGGUCGUAUAUUUUGUUGUCUGCUGUACUAACGGGAUCUUCUGCUCAUCUGGUGAAGGAAUUUACGUCUGCUCGAAGAGAGGCCGCGCGCUCUAUGGAGCCUGACAAAGGCGGGAACGGUGAUGACGUCAUGGACAUUGACAUGGCCGCAGCGCUCUGUGAAAAGUACAACGAGUGGUCCAAGUGGUCAUCCUGCACCAGAAAGUGUGACCAGACCAGGGUCAGAAGGUGCCGCAUUCCGGAGGAGUGCGGCCGGAGUUGGGUCAAAGAGAAAAGGACUUGCAUUCAGGAGAAAGGCACCUGCUACCCUUUGACCUACAAGGUUGGUGGCCUUGACCUUGUCAUUGGCAUGCAGAAGCGAAAUCGUCUGAUUGAAGAGCUCCUGUACGACAUUUUGUACGCCCAAUGGACAGCAUGGGGGCCCUGCACUCGCUCGUGCAGGCAACGCCGUCAAAGGGAAUGCAAACAAAAGUCUAUAUGCGUUCGCUCCUACAUUCAGGAAGAACGCAGGUGUCAAUUCCCAGGCUCUCAGUGCGAGCACCGCUUCAGUCUAAAGCCCCUCGGCAUGGGCAAAUCCACCAGCACCAACUCCAGCGCCAGUGAGAACGACCUAGGGGACGACGAUGAAGACGACUCUGCCGGGGGAGCAGACGAUAACGAAUAUGAUAGCAACAGCAAAGACGACAGCCUCGUGGCCAGCCUGUUGGCCGCUGACGUCACCGCCAACGGAAGUCACAUUCAUUCCAAACCCAAAAACAAACUAGACAACAGGACUAACAAAAAAAGAAAACUGGCCUUGGAAGAGCUGACCUCGGCACAGAAAGAAUGUGGAAUACGUCCGAAAAGUUUGCUGGGGUCUUAUCGAGUAGUUGGAGGUCAGGAGGUCAAAAUCAAUAGUUGGCCGUGGCAGGUGGCCAUAUUAACCAAAUUCCACGAGCAAUAUUGUGGAGGUACAUUGAUAGCCCCCAGGUGGGUUUUGACCGCUGCCCACUGUGUUAAGAAAAACAACCGAAGGAGAAAAUUAAUUGUAAGAGUUGGUGAGCACGACAUGCAGAAGUUUGACUCGACGCAAGAAGAUAUUCGUCCUGAAAGUGAAUUUCCUCAUCCAGACUUUGAUUACCAGACCAUCACCAACGACAUCGCUUUGAUCAAACUUCGCCAUCCCCCAUCUGCCUUCACCCAACCCGGGUUCGCCUGCCUCCCGCCUGAGGACUUUAAGCCCAAGCGCAACAAACCCUGCACCAUCGUUGGCUGGGGCAAACUGAAGAACACGCAUAUCUACGGUUCAGACUCUCUCCAGGAGGCACAGGUUCCCGUGGUGCGGCACCAGAAAUGCCGCAGGGUGUUUGAGUAUAAUAUUACUUCCAGCCAGGUCUGUGCUGGGUACAAGCGAGGAGGGAUCGACUCUUGCGCCGGAGACAGCGGCGGGCCUCUGCUGUGCAGUGACUACGAUGAGCACCAGGAGAGAUACUAUCUUUAUGGCGUGACCAGCUACGGCGAAGGUUGUGGGAAGAAAGGCAAGUAUGGCAUCUAUACGAAAGUGUCCAGCUACUUGGACUGGAUUUACCAAACAAUCAAAGACAACAGAUGAAGGGACGGGCCCCCAAAGUUGUGAUCAUACAAGUCUUAGAGUUUUGUUACAAACCAUCAACUCAAUUUGAUUUCAUACAUUUGAUCCACUCAGAUACCGGGCACAGACUUGAGCUACGCGCAAACUUUGCUACAUGUUUUUGUAUCAGAAGGGUGAUAAUUGGGAAAGGGGACAAUGUUUGGAGAAGUUGUGGUUCUUGGAUGCUGUGUGAUAGUAAGAAAAAAUGCAACCCGGAAAUAGUCAUGUAAGGAUAGAAACUUAAAAGUAGAAUAGUCUUAGAUGUUUACACAUAGAAAAUGAAAGAACUUCCUCAGUCUUUUGUAUUGUUCCCAACAUAAGAAUACAAUUUUAAAUUUUUUUUACAAUUUCUACCUUGUAGAUUAUAUACCUUGUAAUUUUGCUGUUAUUUCGGUAUCAUUGGCAUAUUUACAGUUUUACUACGCAUGAUGGGUUAAUCUUGUCAAUUGGCCUAUUUUUUUUAAAAAGUCAAAUAUUACUGAUAUGAAAGUGAAGAUUUGUAUACAGCAAGCUGAAAUAAAGAUUUGCUAACUGGAAAAGAAAAAGAAAUAAUUAAUGAUAAGAUGAUUUGCUGAUUUUAAGAUGUCGCCUUGAGGGUUAGAUGUUGUCAUUCGCCAUCAAUCAUAAUGGCACAGUUCUGUGGCACUGCCACACCACCAAAUGUAUUAUAUUUGAAGUACGGGUUGAUCUCUGUAGACUCCAGUCUUUGUUGCCGACAUUUAAUGUUUGGUGUUUAUAUACACACAUAUAUAUAUAUAUAUUCAGUACUAUAAUAAGGUGGGUAUGUCUGGUAUAAAUGUUUGAUAUUUUGAACCAAUUGGGACCUGAUUACAGUAAAACUGCACAAUUUCAUUAAUUUUUUUUUUAAUCUAAAUUAGUAAUGUGAUGCUUUUGAUCAGAAGAAGAAAAAAACAGUUUGUAUUUUCUUAGCAUACUUUUCACAAGACUAACAAACACAUUUUUUUACAUGAUAAAUAUCAUAACAGCAAAACAAAAAAGAUAAAACAGUAUCAAUGAAAAUAAGAAAAUAAGAAUUUUAAUUUGAAACAUUAUUAGUUACAUAUAAUUUAAAAAUUGUUUAGAUUUGAACUUUUUAUAGAAGUCAUAAUACCUUUUUUUUUUACUAUUGUAAUAUUUUUGUUAAUGUUUUAUUAUUAUCAUUAUUAUUUUGUGUCCCUUUCAUGACAGUAUAAUUACACAUUGUGAUAGAUCAAACUUGCAGAUAGUAUUGCAGCAUAAUCUCUACUUUAUAUUGUGUAUGAAAAUUCUUUGAUGAUUGAAUCAUUUCCCCCCAAAACAAAAUGGAUAAGUUCUACCAUCCCUCCUUAGUGAAUGUUCACUAUUUAGACAUUUUGCCAAAUGAAACCAUUGACUUGAAAUGAAGGUAAAAAGUAAAACAAAAAAAAAGCGUAUUAAAAAUAUCAAUUUAAAUAAAUGAACAAGCUUACUACUUAUAAGUCCCCUUUCAUAAAAGAUUCCUUAAUUGAGCUAAAGCUAAAGGUAAAGCAAAGUUAAGAAAAAUAGAAAAAAAAAUAGAUACUAAAACUUAUACUGAGUUUGAAAUAAAAAAAAAUAUAAAAAAUUUAUACAGAAUGUUGCCCAUUAGUUGAACUUAAAACUACCAAAAUGUUCUGAUAAAUUUAGACAAGUAUAUGAACUCUAUGUUGAGUUAAAUUGGAAAAAAAACUUGUGGCAGAAUAAGACAGAGCACUAAUAAAGUAGAUCCUGUUUAAUUCCUGUUUAAUUCUAUGUAGACAAAAUAUUUUGAACUCAUAACUAUCAAUGUAAACUAUGUCACUAUGAACUAUUACAUAACUAGAGGAAAGGUAAUUUUUUUCUCUUCUUUUCUACAAUGUAAUUAGUUUAAAAAAACAAAAAACAAGAUAGAAUUCUACUUUCUCCACAUUUUAUAAUUUUUUUUUUUUUUUUACCUAUUCUUAGACAAAAUAUCAGAAAUGCUAGCAGAAAAAUUAUAUUUCUAUUUCUUUAUAUAAUAAUAUCUCCCUUAAACAACUAAAUUUAAAGAAUCAAAGUAAAUCAUGUCUUAAGACUAACUAGCUGAAAUUUAAAAAAAAAAGGUAACAUGUCAUUACUUUACUAAUAGAAAAACAGGAUUCAAACAACAUUUAAAAACAUUCCAUACCCAUUAGUUGUUUGAAGUCAGUAUGUCAAAUGAGAUUCUAGAGAAAAUAUUCAUUGAAUGUGCUUGUCAUUGUGAUGUUGAAUGUUGUAUCUAUCAUGUAUAUUGGUUAUAGAAGUCAAUGAAGUCAAAAGAAUUUAAAUUAUUCUUUGCAUCAACUUAUUUAUUUUUUGUUUAUAAAAAAUGGCAUUGAUAUCAGAGGGCUUUAUUCAGUUUUCAUUUUUGUAGGCAAGUGCAUUGUAAUUUGUUUUUUU